UCGUAAUUAAGAGGAGAACAUGAAGCACAGCUGGGGCAGCAGCCAAAGUAGGCCAAUUCUCAAAUACGGAGCAGAGAGUGCAAGCAGGGCUUCUGCACAAUGCACGCGAUCAGACAGAAACUGGAAACAUAGAGACGGGAGUUGGACGUAUUAGGGUUAGGGUUGAAGUUCCCGUGGAGUUGGCCUAAACCCUUGUUGAACCCUCACGAGGAAAGACUGAUGGGAGAGUGAAUUCGGAGUCGUGUGACGUAUCCGUCGGGCAGAAUUGGGAGGGGGGAUUGGGAUGAAACUUCAGUAGAUGUGAAUUUCGGAAAAGGCCGAGGGUUUGGGAUUGCAGAUGUGUGAUUGACGGGAACGGUUGACGAAAUGGUGAUCAGAGGUGGUGCCAGCUUAGUGCGCUACCAGCCUGCGUUUUCAAACGAUGGAAAACGCUUGUUGGUUUGCAAGUCUGCUUUGGUCACAGUUUACAGCACCGCCACCUCUCUUCCGGUUCUGCAUUUGAGCGGGCACAAAGAUGCUGUUACUACUGUCAUUGUGGUCCCAACAAACAUUACCGGAAAUGUUUCUACCAACCAUUGCUGGACUGCUUCAAUGGACGGUACUGUCCGUUUUUGGGAUUUCAGUACCGACGCACCGCCAAUCAAAACGAUCGUCGUCGGUAGACCCAUUGUGUCCAUGGUUAUCCCAAGCCUGUUGAGGCCCCCUCCGAAAGAAGGGGAGAAAGCAAGUAACAUGAUAGCCUAUCUGUCCCUCCGGUGGCUGAAAGAAGGACAUGAGCCCCGGCUUGAGGCUGUAGAAGGAGGCAAAGUUGACUGGCAUGGCCGUGUCAAAGUCUACGAUUUGACCAAAUCGCGCUACCUUCAAGGUAGUCUCAUAAAGACAAUAACUCCUCAAGCGCUCUCUGUUAGUCCCUUCGGUUCUUUCGUGGGACUGACCUGGAACAGAAAGGUGCAUGUCUGGAGAGUUCCAUCCACGUACAGCGUGCACGUUCGAUGCAUCACACUCACCACUCUACACCAUACGAAGACCUGUAGGGUCGUUACCUUCGAUCCCACUGAAAGAGUGGUCGCUGCUGGUGACGAUACUGGUCGAAUUCUUUGCUGGCAAAGUGUUGGCGAGCGUCGUCUUGACCAGAUAGUGAAACAAAAGGGGAGUCCGACAUCUGUCAUCCCGAAAGGCCCCAAACACUCUGCUUCUGGUGUCAGGGGAAAUGACGAUGCAGAAUCGUGUACAACUUAUCAUUGGCACGCAAAUGCCGUCCAAUCUUUGUGCUUUUCUGUUGACGGAACCUACCUCUUUUCAGGAGGAUCAGAAGGGACACUUGUGAUCUGGCAACCGGAAACUGGCAAACAACAAUAUCGGCCUAGACUUGGAGGGCCCCUCGUGUACAUUACACAGUCGAAAGAUCCUUCUGUUUUUGCCAUUUCUUGUCUAGAUAACACCAUCAAAUUCAUUAAUCUGGGUACUACCCAUGUGGAGAAAUGCUUUCAGGGAAUUAGGACAUUUACACCUCUGCCGGAUGUUUUAAAGUGGGUAAGCAACACAAGGGCCCUUUUUGAGCCAAAGGAUGGAAAGCUUGCUUUUCCAACAGAUCAUAUGGGCUUGCAGUUUUACGACCCUGUCCGCGAUACUCACUUAGCUGAGGUUCAAAUUGCUCCGCGUACAUACGUCGGUGCCGAUUUCAAGAAGGACCUGAGCGAAUCUGGACCAUCGACCUUUGUGACGCAUGUUGCUUUCUCUUCCGACGGAUCUAUCAUGGCCACAAUUGAUAUUUGUCUGCCUGAGGAAGACAUCGGUGGCUCUGCCACCUUGAAGUUUUGGGACCGACAUGCCAGAAGGUUGAGCUACACACUAAGUACAGUCGUCAAUGAUCCACACGGGGCUGACAUCACGUCUAUGGUUUACCAUCCUUCACAACAUCUUCUUGUCACGUGUUCAGUAGAUGCCACUUUUAAGGUGUGGGUGCAAAGCUCAGAUUUCAAAGUGGAAGAUGAUUAUGAAACGGUCACCGGUUGGAGAUGCCGUUCAGUCGGAUCUUACAGACACAAGCAGAUGUUGGCGGGAGCGUUCUCACCGGAUGGAUCUCUUCUAGCUGCCGCAGCCGAAGAGCUUGUGACACUGUGGAACCCAUAUACUAAUGGGUUCGUGACCUCACUGGCAUCAGUCCCUUCUCCACAGAAAAUAAGGCAUUUGGCAUUUGUCCACAAAUCCCAGUUUUUAGUGGCUGCAUCGACUGAGGGCAAGCCGCGCAUGACCGUCUGGCAUUUACCAACUCUUUCUGUGCGGUGGUCGAGUCUACUAUAUGUAGAAGCACUGGCUGUCGAUCCUAGAAACUCUGUUUUCUCGGUCAUAGCCCUGACUGGACCUCCCAGCAUGGAAACCAAGGACGGUUACGAGGAUGCAGCAAACAGAAAGGCCGUGGUUGCGGUUUUCAAUCCGGAAGAUCCUACCCCCAUAGCUGCCUGGAGUAUCAGAGAGGGUCGCGGAGGAACGCUGAUGUUUUCCACGUCCAAUUUACUUCGGGACCAAGAGGAGGUCAAGGAGAGUGAUGACGGACGCAAACCGGAGAGCUGUUUGGCUGUCCUCACUGGUUCACGAGAAUACGUUCUUUUCAAUCCACUUGAUAAGAAAGUGCAACCAGAAGUAUUUGCAUUACCAGCGCCUCAAGGACCUGAAGAAGGUGCCUCGGCCUUUUCGGCACUGUAUGGGAAAGCAGCAACACCAAAGAUCAGGGAGCCCAAAGACGUGGUAGGGAUGAGGGCUGCAAGGCCAUGGGGAGAUUUAUUAAAUGCUCCUUCCCAUGUGUUGCCGUCUUUGACGAGGAUAAGUUAUGCAUUUAUGGAAUCAUUAUUGGAGAAACAAACAGACACAGAGGAACAAAGAAAUUUGUAAAUUAGUGCAAAUAAAUGGGACCCUAUUAUGGGUACAGUUCACACACAGGUGUGCCCUCGUAGUGCAGAGUGAGCCAGACUACUCCAAGUCGAGCUGCUUGCAAGAAUGGUGCAGAUGCCCAGCGCUUUGAGUUGGGGACAGGAUAACAUCCUCUUUGGCACUCGGGGGCAACUUUUGGAAUGAGCGAAGCUGAGACCGGUCGAUGACGAUUCAAAAUUUAAGAGAGCUCCUUACAUCAUACGGCAGAUAUCCCAGUAGAUGAGGCCAGGAGCUGUUGUUCUUUCUAGCUUCUUGGAAGCAGAUAGAUGAGCUGACAAUUACUGGGCGUGGGCGUGAGAAAAAGUUCAGAAGAAAACUUAGAUUGAAAGAGGGAAAGCUCUUGAGUAUAGAUUAAUACGGAUUAUUCUGUGAUGGAUGGCUCAACCCUGUAGGAUGAGGUGGUUGGCCACGACUACAAUGGUAGCCGUCUUUUUGUUACCGAAAUUUUGGAGGAGCCAUACCUCGUGUAUAAUGCUAGAGUAGUCAUUGUAGUUGCAGUAGAAUUCCAGAAGGUGAAUACCAGACCGACGGCUCCUCAAGGUUCUGAUAAGGUAGGUUGUAGCCAUUGUUUACAUUUCAUGUCUGUCACCUAUUGAUGUAAAGUACCAGGACGGAAUAAGUUUGAUUUGUCCUUGCUCCAAAGCGAGUGACAUUUGCCACUUUUAAGGUGAGUGAAGUCCGCGUAGGCAAAGAGUAUAGAUGGAGGACAUUU
This is a messenger RNA of Marchantia polymorpha subsp. ruderalis, 3643 nucleotides long. The record is from the annotation of a GenBank genome assembly. Lineage: Eukaryota; Viridiplantae; Streptophyta; Marchantiopsida; Marchantiales; Marchantiaceae.